Molecule: messenger RNA, 324 nt
Organism: Eimeria tenella
Lineage: Eukaryota; Apicomplexa; Conoidasida; Eucoccidiorida; Eimeriidae
Exons: 1
Coding region: 1-324 (107 amino acids)
Source: RefSeq, a predicted model, not a curated record
AUGUCGCGGGGCCUCGCCAGCAGCCGCUGCGCCUCCAGCCGCCGCUCGAGGUCGUGCAGCAGCAGCUCCAGCCGGCUGGGCCGCCACUGCAGCAGCAGCAGCAGCAGCAGCAGCGGCAGCAGCAGCAGCAGCAGCGGCAGCAGCGGCAGCAGCAGGGCAAAGGCGAGGAACGCAGGUCCAGUCGGCGCCGGAGCCACCGCAGCAGCAGCAGCACCGGUGCCAGGAGAUGCGGAGGAGGCAGCAGCAAAGGCAGCAGCAGCAGCACCAGCAGAACCAGCAGCAGCAGCAGCAGCAGCAGCGGCAGCGGCAGCACAGCAGCGGUAG